AUGGAAUCCGCUGCCACGUCUUCUUCUUCUUCUAAAAAGACGCGAGAAUCGUCUGUCGCUGCUCCUCCGAAUUCUAUUAAUAUGGCAUCUACUAGUGCCUCCGCCACUACACCGACAUCUCAAGAAGCGUCGUUCGCGACGUCUUCUGACGACGUCUUCUUUGGGCGUACCACACGACUUAUGUGGAAAGCGCAGACAGAACAAGCGGCCGCCUCGUCACAUCAACAGUCUCCAAAAUGGAACGAACCCGACACGGAUUACGCGCCGCCCGUCAAAAAGUCAAAGAAAGAAAGAUCACAUCAUCAUCAUCAUCGAGACAGAGGUGAUUCUGGAGAGACGUCGUUCUCCACGUCGUCAGAGAAACAUCAUGUAAAGGAGGAGAAAUCGGCGAAAAAACACAAGAAAUCGUCGUUGCCGCCGAAAGAGAAACCGCCAAAGACGCCAAAAGCACACGGCAGCUCUCGUCACUCUGAAACACCGACGACUCAUCGUGGUGCCUCCACUUCAUCCUCAUCUUCUCAUCAUCAUCAUCAUAUUCCAUCACAACCGAAACCAACUGCUCCGCCACCAGUUCAUCAACCAAAACAAGUACAAAAAGAUGUGAAACUGGAGGAACCAAUGUCACCAGAUAUGAAUCACGCCGCCGCCACACAACAAUUGGAUGCCAAAACAAUGGACGCGAUUCGAACAAUUCGUGAAGCGGCGAAGUCCUCAGCUCGUGCCACCCUCAUCCAAAACGCCAUCGAUUCGGUUCUCAGUAAGGGAACAACGUCUCCAACACCACCAUCUCACAACGGUAUCGUCGCUCCACCGAGUUCACAGAAUCCGCAGGCUGCAAUUCCAGCAGCGUAUCCACCGCCGGCUGCUUCUGCUCCGCCGGGUGCCACGGGGGCUCCAACGGCUCCAGCUGCUCCACCACCACCGGCCGCUGUGGUACCGGCGAGCGUCGAUAUUGUCGCUGAGCAACGUCACACUUUUAUGAUUCCACCCACUGAUCCCCUCUAUCAUAUCAUCGUCUCCUACUAUUUCGAUCUGAAAAAGUACUUUAAUGCGGCGAAAGGGGCGGAGCCUGAGCUCAUCGGUCAAAUCCGUCAAGAUAUCGAAGCGGAAAAAGUGAAGAAAAACGAGUUGAUGGAGGCGACAUCGAAUACGAAUUCACAGAUUAAUGAGCUCCUCUCAUCGGGUGUUCACGUACUGAAAGGGCAUCUCGAUGAGCUCGGAAUGCACAAAGUGUCGGAUGUGACCGAAUUGCUCGCCGGCUCGAAACAUAUCGUCACUCAGCAUAAGGGACUGACGACGAAUGUCGCUCAAAUGGAGACGAGUGUCGCUGUUGAGGAGCACAAGUUGAAGAUUAUUGGAGGACCCGAUGCGUUGAAGUAUUUUGAAGAAGCGCUCCACUCGCAAUCAAUGGAUAUAAUGAAGCUUAGCGACUUGGUAAUCAGCACUCGCCCACCCAAUUUCGUCGCUCAAAUUCUUCCCGAUGAGCCGACACCUACAGUAACCACCACCAAUGCAUCAUCCGACUCGAAAGUGUCUCCAUCUGGAGGUCGUCGUCCACGUCAACCACGCCCAAAGGCCAAUGGAACCGCCGGAGGGAAACGUGGACCGUCGGCGGGCGGCGGCGGUCGAAAAUCGGACGGACCGACUGAAGACGUCGAAAUGGAGAUUCGGCAAUUUGUUCAACACGCAUUGAAAGUUGACAAUGCGGUUAAAGAGAAGGAGAGAAAGGCUCGUGGUAAUUUGAUUUCGGCCGUAGCCCAGGUUGAGGCGAUUCAUCCGAAAUAA
Caenorhabditis remanei is the source of this 1785-nucleotide messenger RNA. RefSeq lists its product as uncharacterized. Lineage: Eukaryota; Metazoa; Nematoda; Chromadorea; Rhabditida; Rhabditidae. The transcript has 5 exons. The record is from RefSeq and is a predicted model, not a curated record. Bases 1 to 1785 code for a protein of 594 amino acids.